GCGGCGUUUGAAAGAGCCGCCGGGGGGGCUGGGGCAGCGAACGGCCCGGUGGGGGCGCUGAGCGAGGGGCGCGGCGGGGGCUGCCGGGAAGGGGGCGGCCCGCCGGGAUGGCGCACAAGCAGAUCUACUAUUCGGACAAAUACGAUGACGAGGAGUUUGAGUACCGGCACGUGAUGCUGCCCAAGGACAUCGCGAAGCUGGUGCCCAAGACCCACCUCCUGUCGGAGACCGAGUGGCGGAACCUGGGGGUGCAGCAGAGCCAGGGCUGGGUCCACUACAUGAUCCAUGAGCCAGAGCCCCAUAUCUUGCUCUUCCGCCGGCCACUGCCCAAGAAACCGGAGAAGUGAGGGGCUGCCGGAGCCCCCGCCACCCGGGCUAUGAGAGACUCUUCCUCCUCGACAUCCCCGGGGGCUUUUGCCCCGGUUUGGGCCCGUGACCCCCGGUGCCGUCUGGGCGCUGCGGCGGGGGCUCAGCCCCGGCAUGGGGGGGCUCUUCCCACCGCGGGGCCUGAACGGGCUCCAAAGCUUCAAUAAAUGGGUGUUUGGGA
Molecule: messenger RNA, 547 nt
Organism: Columba livia (rock pigeon)
Lineage: Eukaryota; Metazoa; Chordata; Aves; Columbiformes; Columbidae
Gene: CKS1B
Product: CDC28 protein kinase regulatory subunit 1B
Exons: 3
Coding region: 108-347 (79 amino acids)
Biological process (GO): regulation of mitotic cell cycle
Cellular component (GO): SCF ubiquitin ligase complex; cyclin-dependent protein kinase holoenzyme complex
Molecular function (GO): ubiquitin binding; histone binding; protein kinase binding
Source: RefSeq, a predicted model, not a curated record